Vespa mandarinia (Asian giant hornet) is the source of this 1898-nucleotide messenger RNA. RefSeq names its product protein BCCIP homolog. Gene Ontology annotation, cellular component: nucleus. The record is from RefSeq and is a predicted model, not a curated record. Lineage: Eukaryota; Metazoa; Arthropoda; Insecta; Hymenoptera; Vespidae.
GAUGAUAAAUUUGAGAAAGGAUUAUUGAUUUUAUCAUGAAUUUGUAAUAUCUGUCAAGCACGCUUGCUCAUCACGUGGCGGUAAACAUAGUAAACGUAGAGGUAUCGAGUGUGACAAUGGCUGCUCCGGUUAAAAAACGAGAAAUUCAAGAGAAUGUCGUUGUAAAACGAAAUGAUGAUGAUGAACAAGAAUCAUCUAGUAACGAGGAUGAUGAGCAAGAACAAGUGGGAGAAUCGGGUUUAGAAAUCCAAGUAGAUUUUGAAGGACGCAAUCCACAAGAUCCAGAUUAUCAUGGAAUUAAAACAUUAUUGCAACAACUUUUCUUAAAAGCACACAUAGAUUUGGGUGGAUUAACCGAUUUGAUAGUCUCACAAAAUUAUAUAGGAUCUGUGGUAAAACAGUCUGAAGAUUUUGAAGGAUCCGACGAGGAAGAUGUAGAAGAUACAUUCGACGUUUUUGGUAUUACUACAGUAAUUAAUAUAUCUGAUAGACAGAAUCUUCCAUGUAUACAACAAUUAAGAGAUUUAUUGCAAGAAUUAUCUAGUGAACAUGCCACUGAUGCAGCUUAUGCUAUGAUAAAGAAUGUACUUCAGAACGAUUCGCAACCAAUUGGUUUACUUAUUAACGAAAGGUUCAUUAACAUACCUGCCCAAAUAUCUGUACCACUUUUUGAAAACUUAAUCUCAGAAAUGAAACGUGCUAGCAAUAGGCAAAUGCCAUUUAAUUUUUCAUAUUACAUACUUAUAUGUAAAUUAUACAAAAUGGAGGAUAAAAGGAGUGGAACGAAAAAGAAAAAUAAAAAGAAGAAUAACAGUGAAACUCCAACGAUUAUAUGGAGCAAUCCAGAAGAAGAAAUAUUUGCUGAAAAAGCUUCGAUUAGUUUUGAAUUUUCCGUUGAAAAUGAAUCGGAUAGUGGUUUAUCUGGAACGUGGACUGAAACUGACGAUGAAAUGAAGCCAUACAGACGAGUAUUACUAUUUGAAGCUUCAACUUUGCAAACUAUAAUUAAUACAAUAAAAGGCCAAUUAUCUUAAUCUUGAAUUAACGUAAAUCGAUAUAUAACGAAACUCGCUUGAAUUUCUACAGAAAUAUUAAUAUACUUUUCAUUGUUAAGGUAACAAUAAUAAUAAUAAUAAUAAUAAUAAUAUUAAUAAUAAGCUUCGAAGAAAACACUUUUUCAUACGUUUCUACAGAAAAAAAAGAAAAAAAAAAAAAAGAAAAAAGAAAUACAUUUAACUUAUGUGGUACAUUGGAACGUGUAAACGAGCUUUUCAUACUGCUUACUGCAAACUUUGAAAUACAUAUAUAAACCUUUUUCCUUGAUAUUAAUAUCUUCUCAUCCUUUACUUUAUUUAUUGCAUUUUUAUAAACGUUAACUUCUUAUUUAAGACGCGCAUCUAACAACAGUAUAAAAAAGAAGAACAAUACACAUUUUUAUAAUAAUAUAAAUAAUACAGCCCUCCUUGGAGAGAUAUUCUUUAUAAACUUAAAAAAACAAACAUUUUUUACUUAAUUUAUUAAACAUUUUUUCUUUUCUUUUUUCUUUUUUUUUUUUUUUUCUUUUCUUUUCUUUUCUUUUCUUUUUUUCCCUCUCAUUAAUUACGUCUUUGUGUCAGUGACUUGAAGAUAUUGUCUUGUUGGUUUAGCUCUUCUUCUCAUCGUUCCCAAUAUAUUGAGCAUUUCUGAUACAGCUGGUGGUGCAGUUUCUGCUUCCUGUCGUCUUUUUCUUUCCUCCUCUCUUUGUUUCUGUGAUAAAUAUGUCAUAAAUUAUAAUUCAUAAUAAUAAUCAUACGUUUAAUAUCAUGUUAUAAUUAUUACUUACAUCCGUCUGCUUCAAUGUGAAUCGACCGCCUUUUAUUUGAUUAAUAAUAUCAUCGAUGACUGAAACAAAAAAAAAA